GGCUGAGCUGCGCGUGCGUCUAAUUAGCGCUACAGAUCUGAAUCUGCGGACCCAUUAAACGAAAUUCUGUGUAAUUUGUUUUUACAUUAUCCUAUCGCUGGCAUUUACCGUAGCCAUGGGAAUCAGAAGUGGACUUGUUCUGGCUUGUUCACUCGGGAUGUUCUGUGUCUUAAGAACUACUACGGCGUUUUAUUACAAUCUAUAUUCCGAUAUGGAGACAAGAUGCAAUCAAAGUGUGGUGCUAGACUGUCCAUACCUCAUCAGUGGCCGAGCCGGUACAAUCCGCUAUCAGAACAUCCCGGUCCUCUCGAGAGAAUCCUGCUGGUUUACUCUUACACUGGAUUCCAGCUGCGGAAAGCCGCAAAUGUCUUUUGCAUUUUAUUUCAACGUAAGAAAAUUUAAUCUCCCCUAUCCAGAUGCCUUGCGUAUAUAUGAAAACUGGAAUGGAUUCCGCGGCCUGGUUAUGCAGCUGGCAGACAGCAUGCCUCAAUAUCGCAAUCCUUCGUCUGUCGCUCAGGCACUGACCGCAUACGUUAAACAGCCUUCCGUCACCUUUGAGUAUAUGCGCAGAGCGUCGUAUUCCUCUUCUGUGCACGAGGUCAUCGUCGACUUUGUUAUUGUGGAAGACACGUCUCAUUCUCGUAAUACCUUCUGCGGAGCGCUGCAAGGCUAUGUCAACGAUAACUUUAUCUGUGAUAAUGAUGGGAUAAAUGAUCGUGUCAACUGUCCGCUAACUUAUGCGGCCAGUGUGGAUGGGAACAAUCCGGCUCGGGGGACACAGUGUUUACGUGAAGCAACUACGAGUAUCUUUAACGACAGGAAUAACAACCUGAACCAGGGCAGUAGCGCCACUGGCCUGAACUCCGGGGCAAUUAGUGGAAUAUCUGUGGGGGUCGCUAUAGUCGUAUUUUUCACCAUUCUCGCUGGCAUUAUUUACCUUGUCCGCUCACGCGGACGACGCACACCCCUUCAUUCUUUUACGACGACGACUCCCAGAAACGCUAACACUAGUCAGCCGGUUUCUGGGACCCACGAUGCACCUUUUGCUCCCUCUCCGCCUUUCACGGAUUUGCCACCGUCAUAUGCGGAAGCCGUGGGAUCCGUGGAACAUGCUACGUCUGCAAUACCGCCAACACCAACACCUCGGACACCGUAAAAGUAAACCGCUACCUUGCAGAGAUUUUCCUGCCAGAAAAGCCUGUGAUAUUUUUCUUAUUUGGUAUUCGCAAUUUUGCGCGUUCAACCUGAGUGCAGCUGAGGAUGAUGCCUCGAGUACCACUGGAAAGCGCUCAAGUGUGCUUUUCGUGUAGAACCCGAUAUUGAUGUCGCGGUCCAUGAACAAAUGAGAUUACUUCGAGUAUGUUUCCAAAACCGGCAGUCACAUUGCUUCGACGAUUGCACAUACAGAGCACAGAAUCAAUCAUUCUUCUGGACUCUAGAGAUUCCUACGAUAUUUACUUGCCAUUGUGAAUCUGUGAUCAAAACCGCGGAGCGACGCGCAAAUCAAAAAGCCGAAUUUUUAGUUAUGAGAACCCAGUACAGCUCAUUGUCUUUUACGUAUACGUGGAUAAAUCAACGUUAUUAUUCUUAUCGAGGCGAGAGUUCCACUCGGCAGUGCCGAGAGGCCGCUCACUGGGUUCC
Paramacrobiotus metropolitanus is the source of this 1641-nucleotide messenger RNA. RefSeq lists its product as uncharacterized. The record is from RefSeq and is a predicted model, not a curated record. The transcript is spliced from 5 exons. Bases 116 to 1156 code for a protein of 346 amino acids. Lineage: Eukaryota; Metazoa; Tardigrada; Eutardigrada; Parachela; Macrobiotidae.